Messenger RNA from Maudiozyma saulgeensis, 1524 nucleotides. The record is from the annotation of a GenBank genome assembly. NCBI's taxonomy places the organism in Eukaryota, Fungi, Ascomycota, Saccharomycetes, Saccharomycetales, Saccharomycetaceae.
AUGUUGAAACGUGGAAAAUUAUAUACAUUGGAUAAUGUACCUAGUACAGAUUCAUUAAGGGCUGCACAGGCAAUUUUUAAAAAACAUAGCAAUGAUACAUCUUCAUUACCUAAUUCUUCAACAUCAAUUAGAAUUACAAUUACUGAUGAACCAUUCUUAAGUAAGAUUAAUGAUAGAGAUGCAAAAUUAGCUGCAAUGACAGCGGUUGCUGCAACAAUUUCAUCUGAUACAAAUGAUAAUGAUAACGAUAGUACACAUUCAUUAAUGUUAGAACCAAAUAUACCAUUAUCAAAUUAUAGAUCUCCUUCAAAUUCUUCUUCUGUAUCUUUAUUAUCUGUAUCAUCACCAAGAGGUAACGAUGUCAUUAAAAAAAUUCAUUCAAGUCAUCGAAUAGUAACACCCCCACCGUCAUUGUCAUCAGCUGUACAGGCCGCUGCAUAUAUUGCCAAAGAAUCAAUUAACUCACCUUCUGACCAAUUAUAUGGUUAUUGCAAUGAUUCAUUGGAUGAAUUAGAUCAUUCUUUACAGACAAUGAAUCUGCUAGAUAUACCUAGAUCUCAAUAUCAUCAUAUUUCAAAAUUACAACAUGUUAAGGAUAAAUUUCAUAAAAGAAAUCAUAAGAAAAAUUAUUCAAUGGAUCAUCACGAUAAAUUAAUACUUUCGAAAAAAUCAAAUAUAUUAAAGAAAACGUUACGAAAUGAUAGUAAUACUUCUGAAAUGACUAAAGAUGAUGAUGAUUAUGAUAAAAAUAAUACAUAUGAUAGUAGUGAGGAUGAUGAAGACGCUGGAGAUGAUAGCAAAGAAAAUGAUAUAUUAGCACAUUUAAGAAACAAACACAACUCACCAGAUAGGUUGUCUAAUCAUUUUCUGGUUAGUUCAAAAUAUAAUAAUGGUAAUCCACAAGAAUCUCAUAGAUAUAGAAAAGUACUCAAAAGAACAUAUAAAACAUCUGCACAAAAAUUGAAAAAGACAAUUAAUCUAUCACCUACGUUAAAGAACAAAAGUUCAGAUAAAAAUAUAAAAAAUAAGAAAAAAUGUUUUAAUGAGGAUAAACCAUGGAAAGCUCAUCGUGACAUUAAUUUCAUUAAUCUAGACGAACGUAGGAGGUAUGAAGCAAUGUGGAUGUCUAAUAGAUUUAGGUAUCUAACAACAUUACAUUGGUGGCCUCCAACAGACAACUCUGAUAUUUUAUUGCCUAAGGAUGGACUCAUUCUAUCAUUAAUUGUUCAAAAAAUAUGGCAAAGAUCUAAUUUAUCAAAUCCAUUGUUGGCCAAUAUAUUUGAUUUAGUUGAUUGCCGAAGGGAUGGAACAUUGGAUAGAAGAUCAUUCAUUGUUGGAAUGUGGUUAGUAGAUCAAUGUCUAUAUGGCCGAAAAUUACCACGUACAAUACCACAAGAAGUAUGGGAUAGUGUUGACAGAUUCGCAGUCAACGUCGCCAUGAACGAUAAAUUUAACCUAAAGACCAAGAAGAAAAUAUUCAAGAAAGAAGUUAAAAUGAUUAAAAAGACUAAAUCAUCUCCUUAG